AAUAAUAGGAUAAGGAUAGGAUGUAAAAUAUGAAAGCAGGAGCAGCAGCUUACCAAUAAAGAGUGUGGGGAAAUUGUGGAAUGGCAGUGGCAUUGGCAUCAGUUGACCACAGCUUCAAUUUCAGAUUCCCCACUUUCUGCUGCUCAUCGAAACCCCCCACCACCACCUACCGCCCAGCUGUUAUUCUUCCAGGCUUAGGGAACAAUUCAGGUGACUAUCACAAGUUGGAGCUGACCUUGAAGGAGUAUGGUGUGGCCAGUGUUGUGGCUAAGGUUUCAAGGCUUGAUUGGCUGAGGAAUGCUGCUGGUUUGGUAGACCCCAAUUACUGGAGAGGCACUCUCACUCCUCGCCCUGUUCUUGAUUGGUAUUUGAAGAGGGUUGAUGAGGCAGUCCAGGAGGCAAAGCAACUGACUCAAGGUGGGACUUUGUCAUUAAUUGGACACUCAGCUGGAGGAUGGCUUGCACGCGUCUACAUGGAAGAAUUCGGGGUAUCCCAGAUUUCCUUGUUGUUGACUCUUGGGACCCCCCACCUGCCACCUCCAAAAGGUAUGCCUGGGGUUAUUGAUCAAACAAGGGGACUCUUGGAUUAUGUUGAAAAGAAUUGCUCAAAAGCUGUUUACACACCACAACUGAAAUAUGUAUGUAUUGCUGGGAGGUAUAUUCAAGGAGCUCGACUCUUUGGCAACUCAAAUGUAAACGCUAAUGCUGCAGUUCCCAUUGAGGAUGACCUGCAAAUCUCUGAGGUUGCUGUUGUGAAGGACAUGAACAACUCAACACCCAAUUCCCCCACCCUUCGUGCUCGAUUCAUCGGGCAAGGGUACAAGCAGGUUUGUGGGCAAGCAGACGUGUGGGGCGAUGGUGUUGUGCCAGAAGCAUCAGCCCAUCUGGAGGGGGCACUCAAUGUUAGCUUGGAUGGGGUGUACCACUCACCGGUUGGCUCAGACGAUGUGUCGAGACCAUGGUAUGGCUCCCCAGCUGUUGCAGAGCAAUGGGUGCAUCACCUCCUCAGCUAAAUGCAUUUGAGGUACUCAUCAAACAAUAAAUAGUAGUCUCAUUCAUUGGAAUUCCAUUCAUCCAAACAUUGUACACACUAUAUGACUCAUCCUUGGCUAAAAGGAAGCGAAAACAUUUCCCUCUAACACCAUAUUAAACAACCCCUUUUGACCUAAAA
Molecule: messenger RNA, 1171 nt
Organism: Vitis vinifera (wine grape)
Lineage: Eukaryota; Viridiplantae; Streptophyta; Magnoliopsida; Vitales; Vitaceae
Exons: 7
Coding region: 81-1013 (310 amino acids)
Cellular component (GO): chloroplast
Molecular function (GO): hydrolase activity, acting on ester bonds
Source: RefSeq, a predicted model, not a curated record